Coniophora puteana RWD-64-598 SS2 is the source of this 759-nucleotide messenger RNA. RefSeq lists its product as uncharacterized. The record is from RefSeq and is a predicted model, not a curated record. The coding region runs from base 1 to 741 and encodes 246 amino acids. Gene Ontology annotation, cellular component: membrane. Lineage: Eukaryota; Fungi; Basidiomycota; Agaricomycetes; Boletales; Coniophoraceae. Gene Ontology annotation, molecular function: protein C-terminal S-isoprenylcysteine carboxyl O-methyltransferase activity. The transcript has 2 exons. Gene Ontology annotation, biological process: C-terminal protein methylation.
AUGUCGCUGCUAAAGGCUGGCCUGCAGCUUGCUGCGGUAACUGCCUACAGAACAUCACUUACAAACCCGAACCCAUCUGAGACUGCGACCAAGACGAACAACGUCAAGAAACCCCGAUUCGACGAUCUCAUCAUAGGGGCGCUACUCCCGCUUGGCAACUUUGCCAUCGUUCUUCCAGCUUUGGCAGAAAUGCUCAUCGCUCUCGCCCUAUCCUUCCCCUCGCCCUAUUCACCGCGAAUUCUCUCGCUGCUCGGAUACAACCACAAAACGUUCACAGCAGCCCCUUCGGUAUUCUACGUCGCUGGCGCCCUCCUUGCCAUCCUCGGGAGCAUGGGGCGGGUACAUUGCUUCCGCGUACUCGGAAAACACUUCACGUUCAACAUCGGCAUAAUCAAGGACCACGUCCUCGUCACCGCAGGCCCUUACUCAUGGGUCCGACACCCGAGCUAUACGUUUGCGAUGGUGCAGAUCGUCGGCCUGGCCUUGAUGCACACUGCGCCGGACUCAGCCACCGCUUGGGGUUUGAGCGCGGGGACGGGUUCGUGGCUGCGAGAGGCGGAUGCGUGUAAGGCGGUGAGGGCAAUUAUUGCAGUCUUAUGGGGGUUUUCAGCCUCUUGCAUCUUGAAGUUGGCUGUCGAGCGACCGCCUGUGGAGGACGCGUUUUUGCACAGGGAGUUUGGAAAGGAAUGGGAGGAGUACGCCAGGCGGGUCAAGUACAGAUUGAUUCCUGGGUUAUACUGAGUCGCGCAGAUGUCGGUU